AUGGUUGCUUACUUUUUUUUUCUUUCCGCCCUUUUAAUGACUUUCUUUCACUCUUUAUCUCUACUUGUUUUUCUCUCUUCGCAGUCUUUCUAUCUUAUUUUGGUCAUUUUCAGAUGCCAGUCAAUUUACUCAAGUUUACUCAGAAGCGUUCUCAAUUGCGUUUGUCUUCCCUUGAGAAAUUACAUCGAAUUUUCCACUUUAUCUAUCUAUCUAUCUAUCUAUCUAUCUAUCUAUCUAUCUAUCUAUCUAUCUAUCUAUCUUCACACACACAGGCACACAAACACACAUAUAUAUAUUUAUAUGUACACCUAUUCAUUCUUUCUGAUUUUUCCAGCUCAAUUUCCUUCGCUUGAUUUUUGGAUUUCUCCAACCCUGAUACAUUCUGAUCAAAUCUACCAUGAUGUCUCCUGUCUCCCCAUCGGGGAUUGCCAUCAACACUGUCAAUGUCACCCUCACAAUGCCGCUGCUACAAGUUUACGCUUUCCCCUGUUCCAUCCACUGGUUCCACCCCUCGGUUUGCAAAGCAGAAAGCCAGUCACCUCUUUUUAUUUUCCUUCAUUUUUCUUCCUUCUUUUUCUAUUUCUUUUUUUUUUCAUGCUUACCGUGAAUAUUUUGUUUCAUUUGUUUUCUGUCCGUCAUUCAUUUAAUAGUUUAUAUGUUGAUUCUUUUUUCCAUCCACUUCUUUACAAAAUUAUUCAUUUUACUCCUUUCAUUCAAACUUUCUUAUUCUUUCUGUUCUCUUCCCAUUUCUUUUUUUAUUUCUUUUACAUACUAUUUAGUUUUCAUUCUUUUCGUUUUUCAUUCAUUUUUUACAUUCUUUCUUAUCUCAUUUUAUUUAUUAUUCACAUUUUUCUUUUCUUAUUCUUUUUCUUUCUUUCCUUCUUUCUUUUUUUACAUUAUUUAUUUAUUUCAUAUGUCUUUUUUCUGUCUUCAAUUUUUUCUUUUCUUUUAUUGUUUAUUAAAAUUUUUAAUUUAAAUUCUUCCACAUCUUUCUUUCUUUCUUUCUUUCUUUCUUUCUUUCUUUCUUUCUUUCUAUUUCGUCUUUCCUUCCCCCAAAGCUUUGAAGGUGGUUCCAGUAGUGUUGUAGUACUGGAAAGAAAAGGGACCACCAAUGACUGCUGUGAUAAUGGUUUGCAGUUAAUUAACGAAGAACGAAGGCAAUAUUGUGACGAUUAA
Molecule: messenger RNA, 1176 nt
Organism: Acanthosepion pharaonis
Lineage: Eukaryota; Metazoa; Mollusca; Cephalopoda; Sepiida; Sepiidae
Source: the annotation of a GenBank genome assembly